Messenger RNA from Exophiala bonariae, 558 nucleotides. RefSeq lists its product as uncharacterized. The record is from RefSeq and is a predicted model, not a curated record. Bases 1 to 558 code for a protein of 185 amino acids. The transcript has 2 exons. Lineage: Eukaryota; Fungi; Ascomycota; Eurotiomycetes; Chaetothyriales; Herpotrichiellaceae.
AUGUCGGAUACGUUUUGGUAUACCUAUGAAUCUCCGCUCAAAGGUUUCGAGGGACUUGAAUCUCUGGGCGAAGAACUGGCCGAGGAUGGCAAAUCACUCAAGAAUCCGGAAACCGGUGUUCUCAGUGAAGCAUAUGAGAAGUUCAAUAGUGGCCUUACGAAUGGGCGUCGGGGAGGAUUUGAUGUCCACAUCUACCAUCACGGCGGGAAUGCAGAACACGCCCAAUAUGCGAGGGAGUUGAGGGAGAGGAUACGACGGGAAUUUCCGGAAUUGAGAGUCUACCGAUUCUGGGACAAGCCAAUUGGGCCUCACACGCUGCCUAUGUUCGAGGUCAAUCUGUUCACGCCAGCACAGUUUGGGGCUUUCAUACCCUGGCUGGUGAUCAACAGAGGUCCAUUGUCUGCCCUGGUCCACCCCAACACAGACGAUGAGGAUGAGUUAAGAAACCACAGUCAAAGAGCCACUUGGCUGGGUGAACGCGUCCCGCUCGACUUGGGCAUCUUGAAAGCCAUGGCUGACAAGAAAGACAAGGAGAGUAAAGAAGCAUCAGGGCAGUAG